AUGAGUGUCGUCGCCAGGCCCUUGUGCUAGGAUCUCUAAGCCAAUUGGCGGCUGCAGUGGGCGGGCACGGGCGGCAUAGGCGGUGCGGCGGAGGCGGAGCGGGCGCUGCGGCAGGAGGGAAGAUGGCGGACGAGGAGAAGCUGCCGCCCGGCUGGGAGAAGCGCAUGAGCCGCAGCUCAGGCCGGGUGUACUACUUCAAUCACAUCACCAAUGCCAGUCAGUGGGAGCGGCCCAGUGGCAAUAGUAGCAGUGGCAGCAACAGCAGCAAAAAUGGACAGGGGGAGCCUUCCAGGGUCCGCUGUUCACACCUGCUGGUCAAGCACAGCCAGUCACGGCGGCCCUCAUCCUGGAGGCAGGAGAAGAUCACCCGGACCAAAGAGGAGGCUCUGGAGCUGAUCAAUGGCUACAUCCAGAAAAUCAAGUCUGGAGAAGAGGACUUUGAAUCUCUGGCCUCACAGUUCAGCGACUGCAGCUCAGCCAAGGCCAGGGGAGACCUGGGUGCCUUCAGCAGAGGUCAGAUGCAGAAGCCAUUUGAAGACGCCUCCUUUGCACUGCGGACGGGGGAGAUGAGCGGGCCUGUGUUCACAGAUUCCGGCAUCCACAUCAUCCUGCGCACGGAGUGAGGGGUGGGCGGCCCGGGCCUGACCUGCGUGCUGCGUGGGGCAGGGCUGCUGGGCCCACCAGCACCGGUCCCCACUGGAGGGCCAGUGGGCGCUCCUCCCUGCUUAUGUCACACAGUAUUUAUUGUUCCCAAAAUGGCGGGAACGGGGCUCUUAAUGCUUGGGGGCUCUGAGGUCCCUGCUUCCUGUCCACCCCCUAACUGGGACUGCCCCUGGCAGAUUGUCCUCCCCAUUUAGGAAUUGACUUCAGAAGGGCAGUGGGGGUAAUGAGACUCUCAGCUCCAGGGGGUGGGGGUGACCUGUCCCAAAGAGAAGGCCUGGUCCACUGAGAGGCCACCUCUGUCUCCACCUUACCCCCCAAGUCCAGGACUGGGACUGGAAGUUGGGGGUGGUGGGAGGAACUGGAGGGCCUCAAGUUGUUUCUGGUUUUGCCAUGUUCCUCUAUUCAAUAAAACAGAUGCUCAGCAUGGUGCCAGGCUGCCUGCGGAGGGGCCCUCUGCACAUAGAUACCAGGUGCACCCUUGCACCCUCAAUUAAACCUGGAACCACCA
This is a messenger RNA of Condylura cristata (star-nosed mole), 1171 nucleotides long. RefSeq names its product peptidylprolyl cis/trans isomerase, NIMA-interacting 1 (gene PIN1). The record is from RefSeq and is a predicted model, not a curated record. NCBI's taxonomy places the organism in Eukaryota, Metazoa, Chordata, Mammalia, Eulipotyphla, Talpidae. The coding region runs from base 123 to 623 and encodes 166 amino acids. Gene Ontology annotation, cellular component: nucleus; cytosol. The transcript has 4 exons. Gene Ontology annotation, molecular function: peptidyl-prolyl cis-trans isomerase activity; protein binding.